This is a messenger RNA of Salarias fasciatus (jewelled blenny), 3053 nucleotides long. RefSeq names its product sialoadhesin-like. The coding region runs from base 34 to 2241 and encodes 735 amino acids. The transcript has 11 exons. NCBI's taxonomy places the organism in Eukaryota, Metazoa, Chordata, Actinopteri, Blenniiformes, Blenniidae. The record is from RefSeq and is a predicted model, not a curated record.
UUCUGAUUCUGACGCACGGCUCUUCACCCUGAGAUGACGAGGAAAGCAGCUAUGAGUUUAUCUGCAGCUGUGAGGGGAUUUGUGGCCAUUAUUCUCUCUAUUUCAGUGACACAGGGUCAGACGGACUGGGGGGUGAACUAUGGUCCACCUGAGAUCUGUGCCCUGAAAGGAUCCACAGUGGAGAUACGGAGCACCUUCACAUAUCCUCUCAGAAAGAAUGGACUGAAAACGACAGUGGAGCAGAUGUUCUGGUUCAUACAACGCGAGAACAGUGAACCAGUGGAUCUGAGAACAGACUCGCAGUACGCAGGCCGUGUGCGUUAUGACUGUGGUGACAGGAAGUGUAUUCUGAGCAUCACAGACCUGACAGAGAGGGAUUCAGCUGAGUACAGGUUCAAGUUCAUCACAAACCAUCCAGGUGGGAGUUUUACUGGAAAACCAGGAGUCAAACUGUCUGUCACAGGUCUGAAGGUACAGAUAAAAACAACUUCCUGCCGUGUUCAAUAUUGUAAAUGGUCAGAGAUGGAGUGCAGCAGCAGUUGUGUCCCUCAACCUUCUUCCUACAUCUGGUACCAAAAUGGGAAGAAAAUUGACAACUCACAAAAAUUAUAUUCAGCAUAUUUUUAUUCUGUGGCCAGUGUUUCCUGUGCUCUGGAAGGCUAUGAGAGUUUUUCUUCUCCCACACUGUGUGUCUUCAGUGGUUCAUGCACUGCAGUGACUUAUGCCAACAGAAGCAUCUGUGCCUUCAGAGGAUCAUCAGUGAGCAUUUCUUGCACAUACAGCAUCAGAGAUGGUGCUGAUGAGCCACAAUUCUGGUUCCGUCAACGGGGGACGACCACACAGCCUGAAUACGUUCAUAGAGACCCUCGAUACGCAGAUCGAACUCUGCUCAAAAUCACAAAGACAGAACAAUCCACACUGACCAUCAGGAACUUGACAAAGAGAGAUUCAGGAGAAUAUCGCUUCAAAUUUGGAAAGAAGAGCGACGAGUGGACCAACAGUCUCCAAGGAAUGACUCUGACAGUCACAGAUCCAGAUAUCAAGGUGCAGGUGAUCUGGUCUCCCGUUGGUCCAAAGCUGAUCUGUCACAGCAGCUGUUUACGCCCUGGCCCUUCUUCUUUUGUGUGGUACAAGAAUGGAGAGAGAAUCCACAGUGAAACAUCCUUCCUGUAUGGAGGAAUGGUCGAUGGAGCAGACAGACUCUCCUGUGCUUACGAAGGUUACCGCUCUGACCCAGUGUAUGCUCCCACAGUUCCCAAAGUGUUGAUGAGUCACUCUGGUGACGUUAUGAAGGACACUUCAAUCUCUCUGAACUGCAGCAGCGACGCUAAUCCACCGGCUAAAUAUUUCUGGUAUAAGAAGAACCAAAUGCUGGUUCAUGAGGAGGAGCUCCUCUUCAGCUCCAUCCAGCCGUCUGACACUGGAGACUAUCACUGUGAAGCUGAGAAUGAUCUGGGAAGCGUGAAGUCCACAUCUGUCUUCAUCAGUGUGAAAUAUGCUCCUAAACCUCCCUCGGUGUCGGUGAGUCCGUCUGGUGAGAUCGUGGAGGGAAGCUCAGUGACUCUGACCUGCAGCAGUGAUGCUAACCCAGCAGCUAGCUACAGCUGGUACAGGGGGAAGCAAACUCUGUCAGAGGAACAGGACGGCCUUCUUCACUUCACCUCCAUCAGCUAUAAAGACAGAGGAAACUACUACUGCCAGUCCAAGAACCAACAUGGACAGACCAACUCUAUGCCACAAUACUUAGAUGUCCACUAUGGUCCAAAGCUUCUCUCAGUGUCGGUGAGUCCGUCUGGUGAGAUCGUGGAGGGAAGCUCAGUGAAUCUGACCUGCAGCAGUGAUGCUAACCCAGCAGCUAACUACAGCUGGUACAGGGAGGACGACGUCUUUCCGUUAGCAUUCAGUCAGACCUUCACCAUCGAUGACUUCAGACCUGAACACAGUGGGAGUUAUUAUUGUACAGCUCAGAACAGUCGAGGAAGACAGACCUCCAACUUUCACCAGAUUGUUGUAAAAGCAAAAUUCCAAAAGAUCCCGAAUUUCAUCCGUCUGGUUCUGGUGGUUCUGAUGCUGAUUCUUCUGCCUGUCCUGGGUCUUUGGAUCAAAAAGAAGAAAUCUGGGAACUCACCAACUGAAACUGAGGCAUGCAUGGAGGUGAUCGAGCUGGACUCUUAUCCUGGUUAUGAGAACACUGCAGACUUGAAUCCAGACGGUCCAGAGGAGCAGGAAGACCUUCAGUGAAAUUCAUUCAGGUUUGAGCUCCUGGAUUCGAUGGGAACGCUCCACUCAAAGUUAAUAAUGCUGUUGAAAAACCAAGAUAUUUGUUGUGUGUGUUGGGAUUCGUAGUUACAUGAAAGAAACCGUUUAAUUUGUCACAAUUUCAAACGUAUGUGUGCUUCUUUGUUGCAAAACACACACAGCUGGGGGGUUAGCCAGGUUGCAAAGCCCGCCCCUGAGAGGAGGAAAUGAACCGUGAUUGGUCAGGCUAUACAGAUCUUGCCCAGCGACUUGUUUCCUUCCCUAUUCCACUGCACUUCUGCCAGGGGGCAGGACACUGUCCUCUCCCAGAGCCAGCACUGCAAAGGGCUAACAAAGGGAGGAGACCUCAGACCAAGGCCUAACCAAAGAAAAGAGACUGACAUCCAGCAUCCAGUCUCCCAACCAAAGAUCACCAGAACAGGCGAGAGGAACACAGCCUCCACUUUCACAGACUCUGUUCUUUGAGACUUCCACAGGCAACGCAACCAGCUUCCUUCAGCCUGCAAGCAGGAUCUUCGUAACUCUGGCCAUGAGCACAUGGCACACUGGAGCAGAACCGGGCCAAGCUUCACCAGAGAGUCAGCCUGCAGCAUCUGACAGCACACACGGCCCAGGAUCCACUGCUCCAGCCUACAAAAGGACACGAAACUGCAGAACCGGAGCAUCAUCAGAACCACAGCAAGGAUGGUUCUUCAGUUCUUCAACUUCUUCACUUUCUGCCUCAUCACAGCAGACGGUGUGAGCAGGGAUCUGCUAAUAAAGAAAGACCACAGCUACCAUCAAGCAACUUGCUG